This is a messenger RNA of Symbiodinium sp. CCMP2456, 3576 nucleotides long. The record is from the annotation of a GenBank genome assembly. Lineage: Eukaryota; Dinophyceae; Suessiales; Symbiodiniaceae.
AUGGCCAUCUCCGUUCCGGUUACGGUGGCAGUGGGUGGACGAUGGCAAGAGAUUGAAGAUGCCAACCAUCGCCUGUCCCGUGACCUGGCCUUGGCAGAAGAAGAUGCCGUCAGCCAGAAGUUGGCCCUGGCCAAGGCCGAGGCUGCCUUGCAGAUGGCUGCUUCAAGAAACAACGGCCUUCGGGAGGCGCUUGAAGCAAAAGCCGCAGAAGCCGAGGCUUUCCGCGAGUCCCUGCUCCUAUCCGCGCAGGCCUUGGCUGAGGCCAGUGCUGCAGCCUCAAUAGCGAAUGAGGAGGUCUCUCAGCUGACAUCCUCGUGGUCUUCUUCCUCUUUCGAGUGCCAGCGCCUCCGACAGUCCCUGGAAGAGUCUGUGGCAGAGGCAUCAAGAACGAUGACCCAGCUUGCAGCAAAACAGCAAGACCUGUCCCUGGAGUCCAGCCAGAAGGCCGAGAUGGCUGCCAAGAACCUCCACCUAGAGUCGGAGCUGGCAAUGCUGCAGUCCCGGUACAGCAAUCAAGGAACGCAUGUGCAGCUGCUCCUUCGAGAGAAGGGGGGCGGCGUUAUGGGGGGGGCAAUCGUGGCCAGUGACGGAAGCCAUCCUACGAGCGGCCAACUCCACACAGCUACAGCAGAUCCGGCGGAUGAUGCACCCAGCGCGCAGACCGGGAGAGGUUGUCCGCUGGAGCACAUUCCAGCUGGGACACACAUGGGAUCUGUACGGACACAUGGCCAGAGCCAUGAUGGGGGCACGGAUAUGUUGCAGUGGAAGAACCUCAAGUGGUGGGAAGCAGAAAAAGCAAAGCCCAAGCACAUCAAAGAGCAGCAUGCACGCAGAUACAACUCGCAGGUUGACACAGAGAGGCAACUGGUCAAGGUGGCGACGAGCGACUGGAUGCAGGUGGCCCAAAGCCCGGUGGUGUGGAACAGCCUACAGGGGGCAUUUAUCAAGCAAUAUGACCCACCCUGGGCCACGGGCAAACAAGGGGGGACCUCGCCGCGGCAGAACACGCCCAGAGCCACCAACACAAGAACGGGGGCGGGGCCACUGCCCGCAGCCACGGAAACAGUCCCGGCGGGGGCAGAAGCCGUGCAGACGCUGAAUGCAGAGCAUGCCGACGCAGUGACACCACCCGCAGCUCACGAGACGACCCACACAGCAGAGUUCACGGAAGAGGAGGACAGCACGGACAACACACAGCGACGCCGCGGCACGACAGAGGACAGCGGGGGCCAGGCAGCCACGCAGCAGCCGGACCCACCCAACACGAACAGGUCAGAGAGAACCCUUCACGCCAGGACGCAGGCACCGCCACAGCAGACCACAAGCCCCGACCGCGGACGGCCGACGGCGGCCACCAGACACGGCACGGCAACACAGAUCCCCACGCUCCACAUAGCCACGCAGAGCAGCACAACGCCUGGGGGCAGCUCCAGCACAGCCCCAUACCAACAGGGGCAACCGCAAGCAGCGGCAGCACAAGACCACAAGGGGGACCCAGAGGUGCCACAGUUGGAGGAAGCAGGCGGACAGGGGGAGGGCAGCCCCCGCAAGCCAUACCACGAAGGGGGCGGCGAUCAGCGGAUGCGGGGGAAGCGCUACAAAGCGGCAGUGCAGAUGGCCUACAAGCAAAGGGGGUGGCAAAAGGCAGACAACGAGCAGUGGAGGGACUUGGGCCCGGCCGUGGGGCUUUACGAGGAAGAUGACGAAGAGGAAGAUCCAGAGCCUAACGCGGUUCUGGACGGCAACAUCAACACUCUCCUGGUCAGCGCAGGCAGGGGACCACCACCGCUCACAGCACCACCGGAGAUCCCAAUAGCAGAGGGAGUCCACCUGCACCUCAGAGCCUGCCCAUUCGGGGUGUGGGCGGGGGUCACCAUGGCAAGAGGAGCACACAACCACCCCAUGUACGAACAGCGAGCCAGGGCCUACACCAGGGCGAGACAGCAGCUGCUGGACGGGGGGGAGACGCCAUCGGCCUAUGUGGGCCGUAACACGGCCUUUGCUCUACUACCGUGGGGGCAAAUCACCGAUGGGGCACCAGACAAAUGGCUUAUGAUAGUCACGGCCCUGGGGCGCCAAGUCGACGACGAAGCGGCCCAUAUGCAGCCGGGGGACAUGUACCUGCUAGAGUGGAACCCACGCACCCAACGCUGGCACCGGGGGCGCCUGCCGCGGAAGGUGGGCAUUCAGUACUACUACGACUGGAGCCGACAGAGGGGGACGAACCCCAUCCGCCACCCACCGCCGACGGGGCAGACCCACCCAAUCGGGCAGUGGGAGCAGAUGGCCAUAGACCUGAUACCGAGGCCAGGCCUGGCUACGUGGGAAGGAGAGGGGGACACAGCACCAGCAGCCCGCCACCGAACACAGCCGGCAGCCACGCAGCUAGACAGCAGCCAAGUAGAUGUAGGUAGCAUGAGCCAUGGCGGCGGCAACGGCGCAGCCUCCUCGGGAGCCACUUCGUCGGGGGAACACCCAAGUGAACUGCCGGAGCUGCCGCAAGAGGUGGCCAGAGUCCGGCGAUGGCUGCGCGAGUUGGCUGCAGUGACGCUGCAGCUUGGCCUUCCCAUGGCAAUGGGGGACGCGGUGGAGCAAGCCCUCCUGGCCAAGCUGGGGGGAACAGAGGAGCCGAGACACGUCAAGCGCAGACGGGGGACCAACCCAGUCAGUGAAGCGAGAAGAGCCAUAGGGCACCUGUGGCAACACGGGGACGACGAGCCCAACCAACACCAGCUGUACGCCGACCUCGUGACGAUCAGGGACUACCUCAACCAGGGGGAGAACCAGUACAGGACGGCCUCGGCAGGGCAAGGGGGACAACAAAUCCUCAGCGCUGCCGGGGGACUCGCGCAAGCCAGCCAAGCCGUUUAUGCGGCGAUGGGGGCAACCACUGCAGGCGACUACGACUGGUUCGUUCCGGGCUGGGGACAAGUGGUCUCGGCACUUCUGGAAGAAGCGGAAAGGGGACUGCGCGAGAUGCACAUGGCCGGCUACACCCACUCAGCGAGCGUCCUGGCUCUUAGUGAAGGAGCGGAGGAGGCACCUACUCGGCCCACGGACCUCAAGGCAAGACUGGAAGCAGUACUGGGGGACAUCAGGGAGGGCAUAGGCUUCCUCACUGGGGGUCACAACGAAGUCCGAGGCUUGCUCGCCAUCUUUACUGGGUGGCAGCAUGCUGCGGGGGCAGUGGCAACCACAGUGGACACGCAAGAGACAGAAGAAGGGGGCAGCCAAGCCAACGGCCUCUUCCAAGGAGGCUACGAAGUCACAGACGCGGGGCUGCAACCGAAGUGGCGGCCGAGACUAGGCAUGGAGCAAUGGCCGGGGAGCAUCCCCAGUUCGGGGGACGAUGAAGAAGAAGACCAACCUGAUCCCUACCUGGAGGAGCCUACCGAUGAUGACCUCAUCCAAGCCAUGGAGGAGUUUGAGAGAGAACAGGGGGAAGCCAUGGCGGCGGUGGCACAAGCGCAAGCGAGCCCCACAGACGACCCAACGGCAAGAAGCACUGAGAGAGGGAGUGAAUCGGGGGAGCACCGGCGUAGACGAAUGCAUGCAGCUUUUCAUGGGGGACCGUAG